This is a messenger RNA of Ruditapes philippinarum (Manila clam), 1040 nucleotides long. Its product is annotated as counting factor 45-1-like. The record is from RefSeq and is a predicted model, not a curated record. NCBI's taxonomy places the organism in Eukaryota, Metazoa, Mollusca, Bivalvia, Venerida, Veneridae.
UCUUAAUAUAAACUCAAAGUUAAAAGUUCAAAUACUGAAAAGGAACAAAGAUAAGUUGAUAUCUUUUAACAUUUCUGUUUGAGUAAUUCGUUUUUCGUUAAAGUGAUGCUUCGAUAUGCAACUGCUGUAGUUUUAUUGCUCGGUGUAGCAAUUGCCUUUCCAUUGCAUGAUGUAAAGCGAGCAACCGACUUUGGAUCGUUUGAUCCUAACGCUUUGUACAAUCAAAUGUCACAACAAGCGCAACAAUUCCUGGGUCAAAAUGGCGUUUCAUCUGGUUCCGGCACAGCUUCUCAAAGUAGUUCCAGCAGUUCAAGUUCAGGCGCUAGUGGCUCAGGAACUGGAGGGUUUGACGCCAAUGCACUAUACCAGCAACAGUCUCAGCUAAUGCAACAAUAUAUAAGCUCCCAUCAGACUGGAACCUCCGGGGCAGGAAGUUCAUCUACAUCGGGAAGUAGUUCCAGUUCUUCUGGAAGUAGUUCAGGGUCAUCCGUCUCAGGCAGUGGAUCCGGAAGUGGAAGUAGUUCUAGUGCGCCUGGUUCCAGUAUGUCUGGAAGUGGGUCCAGUUCAGGAAGCGGAAGUUUUGAUCCGAAUGCUAUGUACCAGCAACAAUCUAAGCUGAAUCUCCAGAAACUGGAGUCAACUAUGCAAAACGCCAAUGCUAAGUUUGACGCCAAUGCUGUGAAUAAUUUCCAAACUAGUGAUGGUGGAAGUUCCGGAUUCAACCCAAAUCAAAUCAACGCAAUGAAUUCUAACAUGAAUAAUCUAAAUGGACAGACUUCCGGUAGUCAGACAGGAAGUCAAACUUCUGAUGGGCACACUACAGAUUCUCAAGAGUAACUUCAAGCAUUAUGUAAGAAAAUGAAUGUUUUGGAAAAAUGAAGGAAUGAAAUCAAAUUGUAAUGAAACCAACUAUCAUCAAUAACACUUUACAACUUAUCUACCUCAACAGGCAACCACAUUUAGAUACUCCGUACCAAGAACCACCAUGUCUUCUACCUCUAUCAAACUGUAUAUUUUCUACUUUAUCGAUUGAUUUUAAA